CGCAAGAACCACAACAGCUCGUCAGCUGCGCAGCUCAGCCUCCCCUGGCUCGGAAUCCGGGCUCCGCUCACCAUGCCCCCGCUACUCGCCCCCUGAGCCGCUCCCGGCAGGAACAAGGCGCUCUGGAUGUCCACACCGGAACCGUGAAGCAGCAUCUGGCAAGCUGUGCCGGGGGGGCGGGGGCCCUGAUCCUGGCUGGAGGAGCCCCCGAUUUCCAUCUUCUUUCUCUGUGUUACAACUGAACAUCAACCAUGGAUACAUGUACAAGAAGUCAGGGGUGCCAAAUGAAGCCUAAAUUCACAGUGAAGAAAGAAAACAUCAGUGACGCUUUGCUGACCUCUGUGAAGUUAUUACUGCAAAGCAGGAAGGAUCUGUGUAGUAUCACUGAGAGCUUGAAAGGUAGCAAGAAAGGAAGAUUUAUUGAGGUUACGUUUGUAGGCCUCUCCAGGGAAUCAGGACUUGCGCAUCUUCAGGGUUUAGCAUCUUUUCACAUGGAUAUACCUGAACUGAUUCAGUCACUACACCUCUGUAAUCUAAGUGAAAAUGAAGUUAUUUUGCUGAAAGAGAGCAAGGCACCCUCUAAAUCAUGUGGGCCACAGAAUUUUCUUCCAGGAGCAGUAUGUAUGAUGACCUCUGCAGCCUCCUCAAACAUAAAAAGCGAUUCUUUAUUUGUUCUGUUGAGCAAAUAUACAGCAGGCAUACAAUACACAGUGAAGCAGGACUGCUUGAACAGACUCCAUAGAAAGGCAUCAAACAAUGAAGAUGAUGAUACAAACCAGUCAGUAUCUUCAAUAGAGGAUGAUUUUGUUACUGCUUUCGAGCAUUUAGAUGAAGAAGAAUCUUUACCUGCAAAUGAAGAGCAAGGAUGUGAAAUAACAAGAAAUCAGCGAGAUGCUUCUUCUCAGACACAGCCAGUUCAUUGUCUUGAUAUCACCGGUUCAAAAAUUAUAUUUAGUUCUGUGCGUCGCAGGUCAUCUAUAAAGUCCGCAGUGUUAAUGGGUUUCAUGGGACUUCCAGAGUUGUCAUCCUCUAUUAAGAAUACAGUCACAACAUCAAUAUGCGAUUCCUGGAAACAGAGAAAAAUAUCUGGUCAAGGCAAAAAAUUGUUUUCUCCUUCUCCUGCCGACUCAUCAGAAUCUGACUGCUCCAGUCCAAGUCCAAUUAUCUUCUUAGACGAGGAGGGCUACCAGAAAAGCAUGAGAGCAAAGCUUAAUCUGCCAAAGAUUCCUGUUGGUAAAGAUGGUAUUGAAGAUUCUGAUUCAGAACUAAGUGAAUUUUUUGAUAGCUUUGAUCGAUUUGAUGACACUGAACCAUUUCUAGAAAAAGACUACAAAUCUAAUCAGAAACCCAUACUGGCUAGCCCUCCAAAAAAGAAAAAAUGUACACAUGGACACCAAGGUAGGGGUUCUAUGAACCCUCAGAGAUUUAAAUUUGAUCGCCCUAUGCUUUCUGCCAAUGUAAAGAAACCAACUCCUCUUAAACCUGAGUCUCCAUACGGUGGCAUUUGUGAUGUGCCAGAGUCCCCUCGUCCUGUGAAGACAUCUGUAGAGGAUUCUACCACAUUGUUCAGUCCUAUUAGAUCAUCUGCUUUUAGCCCCCUUAGUAUUUCCACAUCUGCGGAGUGUUUGUAUCAUUUGGAUAGCGCUGGGGAUGCUGGUUCAUGUACAGACAAAUCAUGCACUGCUGCAUAUAGUGACUAUGCAAAUCGUGUAUGUAUUGAAAUGUUUGACUCUGUACUAAAUGCUAAGCCAGCCCUAAAUGUUGGCGUAUCAAAAAAAGGACAAGACAAAGUUAUAAAACUGAAACGUAAAUCCCACACAAGAGAGUACGAACGAAAACUAAAGUCAAAGCAAAAACCAGCGAAGGGAGGUAUACAAAAAUUUGCUACAGAUCUAGUUGAAAAAAGUUUGGGUAGUGCUUUCAAAGAUCUCCAAAAAGGUGUUUCAUCAUGUACAAGUGCGCUUUGCCAUUUGGCUGCUAGACUAACAUCAUAUGUUUUUCAAAUGGCUUUCUAUGAAAUUGGAAGAAGACAAGCCUUUUCAAUAAAGCAACGUGCUAUCAAUGGACUGGCAAAUCUAAUGGUGAGUGAAGUAAUUUCCAGCGCUUUACAAGAACUUCGUUACAUAAAGAAGCAGAUGGUAACCAACGCAGUCACGCGAUUUGCUGCAGACCUGGCUGAGGAACUUGUUUUUGAAGGGAUCAUGGAAGUCUGUCAGUUUUCACACCCACCCACCCCAACUGUUGCCCCUUUGCAGGCUUUUGACUAUGAAGAUGUAGUUGUGCGUUCCUACGCAAAAGAUUUAUCAGAAUCUGUAAUUCAGGAAGCAUUCAUUGAAUUAUCCCAAGUGAAUGUAACCUUUACCACUCAAGCAGCAAUCAGUGUUUCCAUGGACAGCCUGAAAUAUGUAAGUUCUGAAGGCCUGAUGCAGUCAACACAGACCUCCGUAGCAUUCCCCAGUCUACAUGACAGAAAUCAAGGUCCACUGACUGCUGAACAGGAGAACAAAAAAGAUUACACCCUGCAGUAUGCCUUGUUUUUUACAUCUGGUCUUAUCAGUUCCGUUCCAGUACCUGUUGCUGCCCAAAUCCUAAGCCAGCAACCGACAACAAAUGGUUUCACAAAUGAAAAUACGGACCUUUCAGGGAGUGAUGACAUAUGUGUUGAUAAUGUAGAAAACUAUGUUAGUUCCACAAAAGGAAUGAGUGAAUUUGCAUCUGCUAAAAGUUUACCAACCACCUAUAAAUAUAACAUUUAUAGUGACCAACAUGAGUCACAAGAUCUGAAAUUCACACAAAGAAUGGAAGGAUCUGAAGGCUUAAAGGCAUUUUCUGUAACUAUGGUAGAUAGGAUAGUAAGUGAAGUUUACAAUGGUGUAUCUUCUGACAAGGGAAAAAAAUCGGAAGAUUAUGCUGAGUUGUUAUCAAAAAAAGUUCUUGGAAUUCCUGGUCAGAAUCACUUAUUAGAUGAAGAAGCUUUGAAUAAUUAUUUUGCAGAUGAUUUGGCCACGUGUAUAUUGGAACACUCAGUAGGUGAAGCAGUGGACACAGGUUCAAAAAAAUGGGAUUUGCCAUUCACUUUUACAGAUCAUGACUCCUGUCUCCCUCAGGACACGAAGAUACUUAAACAUUCCCCAGUAUCUACUGAGCAAGAUUGCCUGAUUUCAAUGUGUACCAAAUCCUUGCAAUAUACCCCACGUUACUGCAAGUUAGCUGUGGGGAUUGGAGAUAAACAUCCCACAAGCAUGACUACUUUGAGUGCAAAUGUUUCCUUGAACCAAAUGAAUCCUGAAGGGAUUGGUUCAAAAAGAAACCAUCAAAAUACUGAUAUGCCAAUUUCAUCAGUGUUUGGUCUGCAGAAUUGCCUUUCGCACAUCAAUAGCUUCUCCUCUGUAAUGUGUACUUGUGGUGAUAACUCAUUUGCUGAGGAUAAAAUAAGUCAAAGAGACCCAAGUGUAAAUGUAGUUCCUGGUACACCACCACCAACUCCUCUAACAUCUUACGAUGUAAGCCCAGAGAGGAAUAUGAAAAAACUUAAUAAGAAACUUAAAGGACAUCUAGCAAAAGAGUUUUAUCCAGCUACACCACCCUCUACACCUCACCUCUCUGGUUUCGAACAUGAUUGUACAAAGAAGGAUGACUUCAUGCUCAAAUUGAUGAGGUCACUGUCAGAAGAAGUCGAAAGUUCCAGUGCUGAUGAAAGUUCUGAAGAUAUAACCCAAGAGUUUGAGAUUUCUGAAGAAACCUUCCAAUAUGCAGACUACCUCUCUACCAAUAUCAUAUCUGUCGCCACUGAAAUGGCUGCUUAUUCUUUAGACGAUGAGUAUGUCCAUAGACCCGCUAUUAGGAACAGGUCACUCUUAAGUGUCUUGAGCGAUAAAUGGGGGUACCCUGCAUAUAUGAGAAAUAUCUCAGAGGAAUCAUUAGAUAGCCUAUAUAAAUAUGCAGGUGGGAUUGUUGGUGAGGUCUUUACUGAUGCUAAGAAAGCAAUGGGUAAGGGUCUGAAAACCCAGAAGAAAAUAUUAAAUCGUGAUGCGAAUUGGUGUAACUCUAGAAAGCAGAAUAGAGAUUGUAGGCCAAAAGAUAGAGGUUAUUCCGUUAUAUUUAAAGCCUCAGAUCCUACCACACUCUCUCUGCCUCAACAUCAUGAUGUUCCUGGUCUAACAUCAAAAUACCCAAGCUGUGAAAGUGUAACAGAAGAGUAUGCUGACCAUAUAAUACGCGUGCUAAAAAUGGAAGGGGGGAAUAGUGAAUUAAUACUAGAUCAAUAUGCCAGCAGAUUAGUUUAUGGGGCGAUAAAGUCUGGACUACAGCAAGCAUCAAAGUCUGUAAAACUCAAAUCUAAUCGGAAAACUGUUCCUAGAAUGAAACCCAGUGUGAAUACAACUCAGGAAAUCCUAACUCUUCUAAACAGGACCCACAAUGCGGAAAGAGACAAACUCAGAAGAAGUAGCAUUCAUCACUAUCAUAGUGAAGAGCCGUCUGUACAUGGAAGAGCUGCAAGAAGAUCAGAAUUUACAGGCCUACUUCAUUUUGCAGAAUCACUUGCUCACACCAUAACUUGUGAUGUCCAGAAAAAGUUAAACAUGUCAGUUGCUUCUCUUCCCAAAUCUCUGACUGAUUCCUGUCUCUACACAAAGUCAAAAAUCAACGAUAUGUCUAGCGAUCUUGUUAAAACAUCCUUUCCAAAAACUCUUAUUCCUUUUGCACAUAGACACAAACUAUAUCACAGCACAGGUAGCCUAAACGAAAAUGGUUUUAGCGACGGAAUUAUUCAAGCUAUUGAACAAUAUGCCUGCAAAGUUGUUGAUAGCACUUUAGAAUUUAGCAUAGAAGCGGCAAGACUACAAGCGAUUGAAAAGAAGAAAAAACAAGAUAAAGGUCCAUGCGUUGGAAAACUUGUACAUUCAUAUGGUACUGCCUGUAGGCUCUGCAGUGUAACGGAACAACCAGGUUUACCAGCAUCUUCAUGUCACUUCUUGUUAGGGCAUGAUGUCUCCCGAAAAAUCAAACAAUGUUCAAAGUCUAGACACAACCCUUGUCAAAAGCCAAGGCUUUUCCACCUUAAUAUACCGAAAAUUCAUAUUGACCUGGAUAAGAGAGCUGAAUUUGCAGAAAAAAUUGUUAGUGCUGCAAUUGAGAAAGCAGAACGUGAACUAAGUAACACAAGUCUGGCGGCUGAUAGUGGCAUUGGGCAAGACGGGACAAGCUUUGCAGACAGCCUUACCACUGAAAUCAUGAUGUCCGCUAUGAAGAAUAUUGGCCAUGUAGUUAACAUAAGUUCUAAUGGCAAAGAUGGCUUUCAGUCGGCCGAUUCCAUCACCAGUCAGCAGACCAGCGUCAGCAUUGGUGAUGACAGCACUGGUAGUUGGUCCAAUUUGAGCUUUGAAGAUGAACACCAAGAUGAAAGCAGCAGCUUUCUGCACCUUAGUGACAGUAAUGGUAACAGCAGUAGCUGGAGCAGUUUGGGAGUAGAAGGUGACAUGUUUGAAGAAAAUAUAUCCUUCCCACCAUCAGACAGGGAGAGGAAUGGAACGUAUCAGAACAUUCUGUGCCUACAGGCACCUGACAGUGAUGGACCAGAAGAAAGAGAUGAAGAACCCAAAGUUACUGGAGAAGUCAGUGGACAGCAUUGCAAGCUCUUACUGAUCAGGAAUAUAGAUGUUGGACUGUGCACAGUGGAGUCACAGCUAAGAACAGUGUUACAGUGGAUCGUUGCUUCGGAGUUUGACAUUUCAGAGGUGUACUUUCCUGAGACCUCAAAAAAAGAGCUAUUGUCUCUGUCCAGAAGACUUAGAGAAAAGGGGUGGAAGGUUGGUGAUCUCUUACAAGCUGUCCUUCAGUACUGUGAAUUCACGGAGAAUCCCUCAAAUCUUCAAAAACCUUUCUUUGGAUGGCUGUUAGAAUAUUUAUAAUAAAAAGGCACUUUAUAGGUAUAGAUUUCUGGAAAAAAAAAAAAAAGGGCGCAGCUGUGAAGUUAAAUUUAUCUAUGCUAAUGGUUCUUUUAACUGGCAAUGUUUUUAAAGUGAACAAUUCAUAUACUGUAGCUUUGCAUUGUGAAAUAUUUGUGUGUGCAAAUAUACAUAUUCACAUGAAUGCAUAUCUUUGUGGUAAGCACCAAGGCAUUGUGAGUAACUUUGUGUCAUUGGUAAUCGGUGAAAAGAUCUAUUAGCACUUGUUGUGUUAGCCUGGUGACUGUUUUUGAUGACACUUAUCAGUAUAUAAAAUUGAUGGUUUUGAUUUUAUUAAUUAUUAUUUUACACUUUUUAGAUCACAAAAUGUCACAUAAUAUUUGUUUGCUUCAGUCCGCAAAAAUGUUGCUGUCUUGUAAGGUACAUAUAUCAGAUCCUGCCAUUCUGAAUUUAAUUUGCUUACUUUUGAUAGUGAAUACAUUUAUUCAGUAACUGAAAAUUCUGGGUAUUUAAAUGGAAAUCUGAUCUCAUCUAUUGUGCAGUGUUGUUUUAUCAUUGCAGAGGAAAAAGAUUAACAUAGAACGAUUAUUAUAGAAAGUUUAUUUUGAGAAAUAUAAAGGACCAUUUGGUAUUUGCCCCGCUUACUGAAAAGCCUUACAAACAAUACAGUCCGUACAUUAUGGAAGGUGCAGCCCGUGGUUUGUUUCCACACUUUUUGUGUCUACUUUUUGCACAAAUGUACAUAUUAAUAAAGCAAUUAUUGUAAUGCUCAUAAUGACUCAAGUCUCUGUCCAGAAGAUGUUUGGGUUGAUUUGUUUGUGUGUACAAUUCCAGGGCUUUUCUUUCUUAUUU
Messenger RNA from Pelobates fuscus (common spadefoot toad), 6761 nucleotides. It is a transcript of the gene AKAP11, whose product is annotated as A-kinase anchoring protein 11. The transcript is spliced from 13 exons. Gene Ontology annotation, molecular function: protein kinase A binding. Lineage: Eukaryota; Metazoa; Chordata; Amphibia; Anura; Pelobatidae. Gene Ontology annotation, cellular component: cytoplasm. Bases 252 to 5912 code for a protein of 1886 amino acids. The record is from RefSeq and is a predicted model, not a curated record.